Molecule: messenger RNA, 7993 nt
Organism: Echinops telfairi (small Madagascar hedgehog)
Lineage: Eukaryota; Metazoa; Chordata; Mammalia; Afrosoricida; Tenrecidae
Gene: ZDBF2
Product: zinc finger DBF-type containing 2
Exons: 6
Coding region: 259-7512 (2417 amino acids)
Biological process (GO): genomic imprinting; epigenetic programming of gene expression
Molecular function (GO): nucleic acid binding; zinc ion binding
Source: RefSeq, a predicted model, not a curated record
AGGGACUCACAGAUUGCUCACCUGGCUCCUGCGCAGACCUCCCAGGUCCUCGGCUGCUUCUCGCCCCGAGUCCCUCUCUGCUCCUCCUGCAUUUUUCCAGGACUAAUAAUGCUGAUGAAAUACCUUUUACUUCUUAAGGCGCUGGUUUCAUUGAUUGAUUUCCCAUAAGUGAGGGGCAUCAGAAUCCAAGGUUCCCCUAAUGAAAUGUAAUAGUUUGAGCAUUCAAAGAUAGUAAUCAUUUGGCUUUGGUUAUUCAAUAUGCAAAGUGGACAAGGAUAUUGCAGCUAUUGCCAUGUGUACUAUAGUAACUUGGAACAGCAUAUUUCCAGUGCCCAGCACAGAUACGUGAUCUUACUGAGUAGACAGCAGCUGGGUGCCAGAAGUCUGAUGGAGCGUUUCUUGCAGGAUGUGUUGUGGCACCACCCAUAUCAGGAUCAAGAAAACAGAUCAACAAGUAAUGAGAGCCAGCCUAAGAAUACUGUGUCACCUGAAGUAGCUCAAAUUGAUCAUUUUAUUUCUGAAGAAAUUGUUAGGGACACUUCUGGAGUCAGAGGAAGUAUAUUCGCCAAGGGAUUGGAACCUUUUGAAGAGUUAUGGUCCAGACCUAUACAAUCUCAGGAAUACACAAAGCAUGUCUCAGUUAGACCGUCAGUUAUCCAAAAACUGGAGAAGGGACAGCAGCAUCCCUUAGAGCUUGUUCAUCAGAUCGGGGAAAAUCUGAAAGAAUUUAAUCCAGUCGAUGUUGGUCAAGCUACAAAUAGUGGACAGAACCUAAUGUGUCCUUCAGUGAUCUCCAGUGCUCCUGCUAGUUGUUCAACUGAGCGUCCUUCUGAUAAGCCAGCUCUAUCUAAUACCAUGAAGUUACCACCACAAGCCCAUUUGGAUUCAGUUAACAAAUGUGACCCAAACCUUGAAAAAGUAGGCAAGAGCUCUAGCAAUCCGAUACAAUCAUCCCACCUAGAAACUCCUUCAGUUUCAGAUCAGAAACCUAAAGAGUCAAACAAAAAAUCAUUUAUCAAACCAGGUAAAUUGAUUUUACAGAAAGAUGUAAAAUCUCAGGGUAAAACUUUGUCAACUGACUCUACAUUUGAAAGAUUUAUGGAUACUAAGAGGUCCUUAGAACUUGAUUCUCUCUCCAAAUUAGCAGUAUACUCAGCAACAAGACGGAAUAAAAUGAACAUGCCUUCUAACAAAGGAAUCUUUGAAGAUGCCCAUCCAAAGAACUAUGAUGAAUUAUUUUUUAAUACAAAUUAUACCCCAGAACCAGAAAACCAUGUAUUUUUUGACAAGUCGGCCUUCUUGGAACGGAAAUUCUCACUGUGUUCUCAAAAGAAGUUUAGUUGUAAGUGUUUUCAGUCAGUGUCUGAUCAGCCCCAAGAGAUUAAACAAGACUUAAACCCUCUGAAAGAGGAGCAAGUUGACGUGGGAGGCAAGGACUGUGAACCCAGAGGUUCUGAAAUGAGUGCUGGCUGCAGUUCCUCUCUCUUUUCACCACCUGACCAAUCUAAGCCACCUGCCAAAGAAGGAAACUUUCAAGUAGAAGCAAAUGCUGACCUGCAGUGUAAGAAUAACAGAUCUUCUGGAAUAAGUUCUGAUGGUGAUGGUCCCCGCCAGCUGGUUACCAGCCAGUAUCAAGGGACUGUUAAGGAAAUAGGCCUUCAGAAGCCUGUGCAUAUCAAUCUGGUUGACCAAAGUUAUGAAUCUAGUAGUUCUGAAAUUAGUUUUGAUGGUGACACCACAUUUCAGUCAGUUAUUGACAACUCCCAACAGUCUGUAAAAGACGUCAACCUUCCCAAGGAGGUGCACAGUGGCUUGGUGGAUAAGAACUAUGGAUCCAGUAGUUCUGAAAGAAGUGCUGAUUCUCCUUUCUCCUCUCAAUCUGUGGCUGACCAGUACCCAGUGACUGCCGAAGAAAUGAAAGUUCAGGAGAACGCCUGGGUGGAUCACUCUGAAGCAAGCUCUGAAACAAGUCUCCAGUCGGAGGUUGACCAUCCCCAAUUAGCUGUCAAGAGGAGAAACCUAAAGGACGGGCCUGUUGAUGUGAUAGGUGAGCACUGCAGGCCCAGUCGUAUGAAAGAGGCUCUUGCUGGUGCUGUCUCUCUUCAUAUAGUGAUGGAUGAACCUGAGAGGGCUGUGGACGAGAUACAUCUUCUGAGAGAGAAGAAUGCUGAACUUGUGGAUAAGAACUAUGAAUAUCAUGAUCCUGAAAUGAGUUUGCAUGGCGAUGGUCAAUGUAUGGUUGACCUACCACAAGGCGCAGUUGAAGAUGUAAAACUUCAGGAGUUAGAUGAUGACGUGGAGAAUAAGAGCAAUGAUCCUAGCACUUCAGAUCUAAGUUCUGAUUCUGAGGCUUCUUUCUAUCAGUCAGCUAAUUAUCAACCUCAAGGGACUCUGGAUGAAAUCAGUCUGAACGAGUUAAGUGUUGACAUGGAAGUUAGAAGCUAUGAUAGCUCCAGUUCUGAGCUGACAUUUGAUUCUAAUCCCCUUAUGUCUGGUACUCAUCAGUCUCAGAUAGAUUAUGAAGAAAUAAGAGAUCAUCUUAACCUGCGGAGCAAGAGCUGUGCCUCAGAUAGUUCAGAAAUAACCUUUGAUUCUGAUCUUUCUCUUCAUUCAGUUGACCAACCCCAAGUAACUGUUUAUGAGGAAAAGAGUGUUGAUCUUGAAAGUAACAGUAGUGAAUCUUUCACUUCUGAAAUAACCUCUGAUUCGGAGGUAAGCUUUCAUUCAGAUACCGACCAAUCUGAAGUACCUGUCAAAGAAAGAACCAUGCAUGAAGAAGAACAUGUGCACUUAGAAAGGAAGAGUGAUGAAAUAAGUUCAAAUUCUGAUAUCCCCCUUCAUUCAGUGACUAAUCAUACUUAUGGAGCUAUUAAAGAGCUAAAUCUCCAACAAGCAGAGCAGAUAGAAUUUGAAAAUAAGAGAAAUGAACCCAGUGGUUUAGAAUUGAGUUUAGAUUAUGACAACACCAUCUGUUCAGUGACUGGCUGCUCUGAAGAUUCGGUUAAUGAACUAAACCAGAGAGCAGGACAAACAUAUUUGGAAAAUAAGAUCAGUAGACAUGUUUCUGUAAUCAGUUUGGAAAGUUCUAUCCCUCGUCACUCGGUGAUCAAUCAUUCUAACAUAGCUGAUAAAAGAAUAAUCCAUCAUAAAGAAGAGCAUGUGCAUUUUGAAAAUAAAGGCAAUGAAUCUAUUGUUUCUGGACCCAAUCUGAAAUAUGACAUUCCUCUUUCUGUAAUUACUAAUUAUCCCACCAUAGCUGCUAAAGAAACAAGCUAUCAAGGAAAAGAGCAUGUAUACUUAGAAAACAAAGGUAAUGAACUUAGUGUUUCUAAAACAGGGUCGGCUUCUGAUAGCCCCUUUCAGCCUGUGGCUCACCAACCGGAAGUAUUGGUUGAAGAAAUAAACCUUCAAAACCAAAAGCAUGCUGACUUAGAAGAUAAAAGUGCUGAAUUUAGUGGUUCUGAAAUUUUGGAUUUGGAUGACCGUCGCUAUUUAGCGACAGAACCUCAGAUCUAUGUUGAAAAAAUAAACAUUCAGCAAGAAGAGCACAUUGUUCCAGAAAAUAAGAGUGAUGAAGGUAGUGAUUCUGAAAUAGGUUUGGAUUCGGAUGUCUGCCUACAGUCAUUGACUCAGAAACUUCUAGAUGAUCGUGUUGGCCCAGACGAUGAAAGUACUAACCCUAGAGGUUAUGAAAUCCAUCUGGAUGCCGAGGCUCCUCAUCAUUCCAUCACUGACCAGCCUCAUAUAACUCAACAACAAAAAUGUGUUGAUCUGGACGAAAAGAGCAGUGAAGCCAGUUCUGAUGAUUCUGUGGACCCUCUUCAGUUACUGGCGGAACAGAUCAGGGAAACUGUGGAAAGAAUGGGCUUGCAGGAGGAAAAGGACCUUGUCCUGGAAAAUAAGACCGAUGAACCUUCUGAAUUUGGACUCAUACAGGAGUCUCAUGUUUCUCUUCAGGCCGAGGCUAGUGAAAUUGAGGUAGCUGUUGCACAAAUAAGCCUGGAGAAGGACAAUCAUGUUUACCCGAUAGAUAGGAACGGCCAAUGUAGUGGUGCUGCAAUGAGUUUGGAUUCUGAGUUCUUGCUUCACUCCGUAGUUGACCAACCUCAAAUAACUCCUUUAGACCAGGCACAUAGUGAAGUAGAAGAUAAGCACAACCAAUCUUGUGUUUCGGAAAUAAGUUUUGAUUCUGAUGACCCUCUUCAGUCAGUGGCUGACCAACUUCAGAAAGCUGUUAAAGAAAUUAGUCUCUGGGAGGACGAGGAAGUUCACAUGGAAGAUAAGAGGGUCAAAUCUGGAGCCUAUGAGGUCGUGCAUGAUUCUGACGUUAUUCAGUCAGUGGCUGGUCAAACUGCAGAGGUUCUUAAAGAGCCCAACCUUUGGAAGGAACAUGUUGACUUGGAAGAUAAGAUCAUCAAGCCUAGUGAUUCUGAUGAGCCAAUUCAGUCUGUGGCUCAUGAAAUUCAAGACCGCAUCAAAGAAAAUCUGCUGAGGGAGGAAAAUGUUUGUCUGGAUGGCAAGGGCUAUGAACUCAAUGGUCCUGAAGUAAUCUAUGCUUCACAUGUCCCUACUCAGCCGGUGGUGGGACAGCCACAUCUUUUGGAAGAGGAACAUUCAAAGUUGGAAGAGAAAAGCGAUGAUCUUUGUAGUCCUGAAAUAAAUUCAGACUCUGAGGGUCCUCUUCAGCUAGUCGAUGGCCGGCUUCAGAAAGCUGUUACCAAAAAAAGUGUUUGGAAGGAAGGCCAUAUUUAUCUGGGAGAUAAGAGCUAUAAGCUAGGUGAUUUUGAUGUAGCUUUUGAUUCUGAGACUCCCAUUCAGUUUGUAGCUGAUCAUUCUCCUGUAUCUGACAAAGAAAAGAACCACAACGACCCAGACAGUAACAGCUACAAAUUCACUGCUCCUGAAAUACACUGUGAUUCUGCUGUUCACUUUCAGACAGAAGGGCACCCACAUCAAGUGGUUUGCAAAGAAACGAAUCAGAAGGACAAGUAUCUUGGGAUGGAAGAAAAGAGCAAUGAGCUUAGAGAUUCUGAAAUGAUUUGUGCUGCUGGGGUCCCUCUCCAAAUUGUUGUUAACCAAUCUCCAGAGUUAGGCAAUGAAGCAAAUCUUCAUAAGGUGGUCUUUUUGGACCUGGUGACCAAAAAUAGUGAUAGUGACUGUGAAGUAAUUUCUGAUUCUGAUAACCCUUUUCAGCCUGUGAUUGACCCACCUGAAAUGGCCAACAGAGAAAGGAACAGUAUAAAUGCUGGCUGCAUUGCUCUGGACGAAGAGAGCUGUGAUUCUUGUGAUUCUGACAUAAGAUAUAUUUGUGAAGGCCCUCCUCAAUUAGUGAACAACCAAUCCAAAGAGAUUUUCAAAUUUAUCAACAAGAAAGGAGAUUGUAUUAUUCUGGAAGAUGUGAGCCGUGGGUCUUGUGGUUCUGAAAUAGAUUUCAAUGCUAGUGUCUCACAUCAUUCCAUGACUCACCAAUCACAAGGGUCUGAUAAAAACAUGGGAAAAUAUGUAGUCUCAGAAGAUAAGAACUAUGAGCUUGGUGACCCUAAAAGAGAUUUCAGUUGGGAAGGCUCUUUUCAGACAGUCACUGACCAGCUAAGGAAAGCUACCAAAGAAGUCAAGCCUCGAAAGAACUCAAGAGCUUCUGGCUUGAAAAAUCAGAGUUGUGCAUCGAGUGCUUUGGCAGUGGAUGGUGAUGCUUGCCUGGAGCCAGUCGUCCAGGACAUGGUAUAUAAAGAAAACCCUUUGACACUAAAACACAUGGCUCUAGAAAGUGUGAGCUAUGAACCUUGUUGUUCAGAGAUGAAUUUACACUGUGACCCCUCUCUUCAAUGUGAUAAGGACCAGCCUACAGAGGCAGUUAAUAAAAUAGGCCUAUUGAAGAAUAUAACCUUUGACCUAAAAGAUAUCCAUGAUUAUCAUUCAAGCUCUGUUUCCAUGGAAAAGGCAAAGGAGGUCAUAGAAGAUAAUGAUGAUGAACCAGUUCUCGAAGCGUUGCCUCAUGUCCCUCCCUCUUUUGUAGGAAAAACAUGGUCUCAAAUAAUGAAGGAAGAUGAUGUAAAAAUAAAUGCUCUGGUGAAGGAGUUCAGGGAAGGUCGUUUCCACUGUUACUUUGAUGAUGACUGUGAGACCAAGCAAAUUAAAAAACACAAUUCGAAUAAAGGAAAAAAGGCGACCGAGGCUGCCCUUAACCAGGCAACGGCAUCAAUUCAGGUGCUGUCAGAUUGUGAUGUUAUUGCAGGGGAUGUUUCAGAUACUGAUGACUUUUCAGUGGCCUUAGAUAACCCAUGCCUUCAUUCUCAAGUAAAGAGGCCUUAUGAACAAAAAUGGCAAGUGGCUUCACAAUGCCAAACUGUGAAAGUCAGCCAUGGAACUGAAACCAGUUUUACUCGUUACCCAACGAAGAAAAGGAAACUAAUCAGUCAAAUGGAAGACUCACCAAAAAAAAAGUGCUUGCUUUUACAGAAUGAUAAAAUAACCAAAAAUGUUGAAUUUCCUGAACCAUGUACUGAAGUCUUGAAUCCUUUGCAACCCAAUGCCUUAGUCUAUGUUCUUUCUUCUCCAAAUGUUAAACAGAAGGACGUUGAAUCCUUCGACUUCUCCAAAAUAAGGGAAAAUAACAACACAGCAAGUUGGGAUGAUGCACAAUACAAAUACAAACAGAGUUCUAGUCAUUAUAACCCAUUGACGAAGCAAUUUGUAAUUGCUCCUCUAGACACAGUCGUACCAGAACCUGGCAGUCACAACUGGGCUAACUUUGAUUUGAGCAGGAACGACCCGCACGCACAAGAUAAUGGUGCUCAUGUACAAAGCUCUGCUUUACCAUCUUUUGUGACUGUUCCAGUGAACUAUGGGUCAAGGUCACAUCAGGCUGGGACCAGUGGAUCUUCUGUGUUUCUAGAGAAAUCGGAGGUUAUGAAUUACAAUGCUGCCCAAAUUUCUGCAAAAUCAAUUCAAAAUGAGUUUUUAGAAAGUAAAGGUAAAAAGAAAACGUGGAAAAGGAAGAUGACGAUUAAUCAGCCAUGUUCUUCUACAAAGGCUCAUCAACCAGUCACUCUCCAGCAAAACCCCACGGAAGCUGCAGAAAAAGAAUUAAUUUGGAUGAGAACCAAACCAAGUGAUAUAAUUAGAAAAUAUAUCCCCAAAUACUCUGCUUUUUUACGUCAUAGAUACCAGUCCAGGAGUGCUUUUAUUGGAAUGCAUCUUGAGAAGGAAGAAGCUGAUGUCGGUAAGCUGAAGAUAAGGAGACCAGCCAAAGAGAGCAGCUCCACGUUAUCAGCUGGCACUGGGGAGCAGGUAAGAGGUAUGGCCAGCCCUGCUUCUAGACACCGGGUGCUGGUGUCGCCCAGUGUUGAACGACAGAAGGUGAAUGAUAAUAGAAAUCGCCUUAGCUCACAGAAACAGCCUUCUAAACCUGUUAAAAUGUAUGCCUUGAGAAGUUUAUCCUCUCAGAAACCACAGCCUGAUAGAAUAAGGACUCGGCAGUCAGGCAAACUGAGAGGCAAGAAGGGAGACUGAAGGUUUUGUUUUACUGCUAGUUGGGAAUUCAGUACUUCAACUGAAAUGUAUUUGGUACUUAGUGCACAUAGUUUUCCCAACUCUGGUGGGAAAGCUAACCUUGAACUUUUUGCUAUGGAUAUUAUUUUUCCGAAUUUUUGUAUUCAUUUGAAAUUAGUGCCUCGGGUUCUCUUUCUUUUGAUGUCUUCUUUUAAAUCUCAGAAGCACCCUUUGUCCAUCAUUUUCAGUUGGAAGAGCUUCAUCUUAAUUUAUCAUAAUUUAUAAUAUGCUUUAGCACAAUAUAUAACAUUUUAUUUUUUCCCAUGUUCCUUUUGUUUCUUUUUAAUGAUUACAUCUCUCCUGCCAGCAAAUUAUAAUAAUUAAAGAAUGAAUAUAGCAGAUUUAUUAAAUGCUAUCUUAUCUUUGUCGGGACAAGAAGGGGCUUUCUAUUCCCGUAAAGAGUGGGCAUUGCAGAAACCCACAUGGGCAGUUCUCUCUGUCC